AUGGUCUUCAUCCGCUCUCUCCUCGUCCUCGGCUCGCUCUUUGCUGCUGGCUUGGCCAACCCCGCCAAACGCACCCCUGCGCAAGUCGAGGCGGACCUGAACAAUGUGGCUACCCAGGUCACCAACCUUGACAACCUCAUCAAGGCAUUCCCUGCCAGCGGCCUUGCUGGUGCUCUGGCCAUCCACAAUGCGGCUACCCCAUUGGUGACAGCACUCAACACUGCGACCAGCGACUCCACCAGCACCGGCCCCCUCGGUGAAAGUGACGGCGCGGCUGUCCUCGCGAUCGUCACUGGCUUCCAGCCUACCAUUCUCGAUGCCCUUACCCGCAUCGUUGCUGACAAGAGCGCUUUUGCUUCCCAACCAAUCUCUGGUCUCCCAGCCCUUGUUCACCAAGAUUUGGUCAACCUCCAAACUGCUACCACCGCCCUUGCCAACUCCCUUCUCGCCAACGCCCCCGCUGACUUGAAGCCCUCCGCUUCGGCUGUUGAAGGCGCCAUUCUCACUGCUCUUAGCACCGCAGUUGCCGCCUACGCAACCUAG
This is a messenger RNA of Mycena indigotica, 543 nucleotides long. RefSeq lists its product as uncharacterized. The record is from RefSeq and is a predicted model, not a curated record. Gene Ontology annotation, cellular component: extracellular region. The coding region runs from base 1 to 543 and encodes 180 amino acids. The transcript has 5 exons. NCBI's taxonomy places the organism in Eukaryota, Fungi, Basidiomycota, Agaricomycetes, Agaricales, Mycenaceae.